CAUUCCGAAUCAGACGGUGGACAAACCAGCAAGCGUAGGAGCAGCAAUAGCGGAUAUACGAAAAUCGAACCAAAUUCAUACUCGAUUCGCACUUAAUACAAAUAGGUGUCAGUGUAACACUUAUUAAAAAAAAAAAAAAAAUAAAAACAUAAAUAAAUAAAACCGAAAAUGACUGAGCUUAAAGAUGAAGAAAUCUACCACGAAAAAUUACCGAAUAUAUAUGAGGGAGUUGUCAAAUCGGCAAAAGGUUGUUGCACAACUGCUACAGCAAAGAAAUUUUUCCCCAUUAUUACUUGGUUACCGAAGUAUGAAUUGAAUUUCCUUAUACCUGACUUCGUUGCGGGCCUAACAGUGGGCCUAACCGCCAUACCACAGGCUAUCGUUUAUGGCACAAUAGCCGGUUUGACCCCACAAUAUGGGCUAUAUUCGGCUUUUAUGGGAUGUUUUGUUUAUAUAUUUUUUGGAACUUGCAAAGAUGUGACAAUAGGUCCCACUGCUAUUAUGUCGAUCAUGGUCCAAGCGCACGCGCACAAUGCAGAUUACGCUGUAUUGGCAUGUUUUCUCACCGGUGUUAUCACAUUUCUAAUGGGUCUUUUAAAUCUUGGCGUGCUUGUGCAAUUCAUAUCGAUACCCGUGACGACUGGCUUUACCAUGGCCGCAGCAAUAACAAUUGGUAGUGGACAAAUUAAUAGCUUGUUUGGCAUAUCAUGUCCAAGCAAUGAGUUCAUAGACUCAUGGAUAUAUUUUUUCAGUAAUAUAAGUGACACAAAACGUAAUGAUGCUUUGUUGGGUGUAAUUACAUUAAUUAUGCUGCUAAUUAUGCGUAAAAUCAAAGAUAUUCCCUGUUCGUAUAAAACUCUAACAAAAUAUAUAUCUCUGUCUCGUAAUGCCUUGGCGGUCUUCGUUGGCAUUAUACUCUGUUAUUUUCUAAGUAGCGAUGACUGGUUGCCCUUUCGUGUAAACGGAAAAAUUGUAGCUGGAUUGCCACCGUUUAAACCGCCACCAUUUCAUACCGAAAUCAAUGGCACAUAUAUUGGUUUUGAAGAAAUGGUUGAAGAUUUGGGUGCUUCACUAAUCUCUAUACCGCUCAUUGCAGUGCUCGAGACUAUUGCUGUGGCAAAAUCUUUUUCGAUGGGCAAAAUUAUCGAUGCUUCACAAGAAAUGGUAGCGCUGGGUUUGGCCAAUAUUUUGAGCAGUUUCUUUUCGUCCAUUCCAAUUUCCGGUUCAUUUACGCGUACAGCAAUAAAUAACGCCAGCGGGGUGAAAACAGUUCUUGGUGGCGCAAUCACCGGCGCAUUAGUGAUAAUGACUUUGGCAUUUCUCACCACUACAUUCUAUUUCAUACCAAAAGCUACAUUAUCUGCCAUUAUUAUAGCUGCAAUGAUUUUCAUGGUGGAGUAUGAUAGAAUUGCUGAAAUUUGGCGCUCAAAAAAAUCGGAUAUGAUCCCCUUCCUAGUAACAGUACUUUGUUGCCUUUUCUGGACACUCGAAUAUGGCAUGGUUUGUGGGAUUGUAGUAAAUAUACUAUUUAUUUUAUACAAGAGUGCGAGACCAACAAUUAUUAUCACAGAAGAAACGCUUCCAAAAGACACUGAGAUAGCUAUUGUGGAUAUUCAGGAAAACCUAUCAUACUCUUCAGCAGAGUACCUAAAAUCUAAAGUGGUCAAAUAUAUUUCAGCGCAUAGUGAAAAAAUUGAAAAAGUGGUGAUAAGAGGAGAGGAAAUUCACACUAUUGACUCUACUGUAGCACUGAAUAUUCUAAGCCUAAAACAGGAUUUGCUUGCCUUAAAUUGUGAACUUUUGUGUUGGAAUUGGCAAAUACCAUCAGCUGGCGUCAUUUGCCGCUUACAUCCUGAGGCACGUAAUAUGUUUAAAUUCAGUAAAACACUACAGGAGGUCAUAUCGACGAAUAUGCAAGAAAGUACCACUACAUUAGAUACAAAUUGUGAAGCAAUUACGAUACCAUCAUAACAAAUGUGCCAACAAAAAAUGUUUGUUUAGUUUCGAUUAAAUUAUGUAUAGACAUUGAUUUAAUUAAAUGUAAAAAAGUAAAGUAAUGUUAAACAUAAUUUAACUUUUUUCCACAUUAGAUUUAUAAUGCGAACGAUUAGGGGUAGAAGUGUUUUAGUUGUAAGUCGCAUUAAAAAGCUUUAAUUUAUUCAUCCAUUACUUGUACGUAGGUGAUCACGUUAAAUAAAAAAUAUACAUUUAUACAAACA
Messenger RNA from Zeugodacus cucurbitae (melon fly), 2219 nucleotides. Its product is annotated as sodium-independent sulfate anion transporter. NCBI's taxonomy places the organism in Eukaryota, Metazoa, Arthropoda, Insecta, Diptera, Tephritidae. The record is from RefSeq and is a predicted model, not a curated record. Gene Ontology annotation, cellular component: membrane. Gene Ontology annotation, molecular function: sulfate transmembrane transporter activity. The transcript has 9 exons. Bases 169 to 1971 code for a protein of 600 amino acids. Gene Ontology annotation, biological process: transmembrane transport.